Nasonia vitripennis (jewel wasp) is the source of this 381-nucleotide messenger RNA. It is a transcript of the gene CPR40, whose product is annotated as cuticular protein RR-1 family member 40. The coding region runs from base 1 to 381 and encodes 126 amino acids. NCBI's taxonomy places the organism in Eukaryota, Metazoa, Arthropoda, Insecta, Hymenoptera, Pteromalidae. The transcript has 2 exons. The record is from RefSeq and is marked inferred. Gene Ontology annotation, molecular function: structural constituent of chitin-based larval cuticle. Gene Ontology annotation, cellular component: chitin-based extracellular matrix.
AUGAAAUACUUCAUUGCUGUCCUCGCCCUCGCGGCCGUCGCCCUCGCCCAGCAGGAGAAUCAAGCUGCCAUCCUUCGCCAGGCCCAAGACAGCUCCCCUGAAGGCGCGUACUCUUACAGCUUUGAGACGGAGAACGGAAUCAGUGCGUCCGAGUCAGGCGCGCCCAAAGCAGUAGGUGACGAAGGCUUAGCCGUCGCUUCUCAAGGUUCCUUCGAAUACACCGCUCCCGAUGGCACCCCCAUCAAGCUGAGAUACGUUGCCGACGAGAACGGAUUCCAGCCCCAGGGUGACCAUCUUCCCGUCGCUCACGAAAUACCCGUCGCCAUCCAGAGGGCCAUCGAGUACAUUCGCGCUCACCCUAUCCCCGAGAACCAGAACUAA